Molecule: messenger RNA, 3208 nt
Organism: Dromaius novaehollandiae (emu)
Lineage: Eukaryota; Metazoa; Chordata; Aves; Casuariiformes; Dromaiidae
Gene: HNRNPUL1
Product: heterogeneous nuclear ribonucleoprotein U like 1
Exons: 15
Coding region: 24-2825 (933 amino acids)
Cellular component (GO): nucleoplasm
Molecular function (GO): RNA binding; protein binding
Source: RefSeq, a predicted model, not a curated record
GCGCGGGGAGGGGGAGGAGGGCGAUGGCGGCCAUUUUGAGCCGGGCCCGUCGCUGGCGCCUCGAUGGCCGGGCGGCCGCGGCCGGGCGGGCGGCGCUGAGCGGGGCCGGCGGCGGCGCCAUGGACGUGCGGCGGCUGCGGGUCAACGAGCUGAAGGAGGAGCUGGGCCGCCGCGGCCUCGACACCCGCGGCCUCAAGGCCGAGCUGGCCGAGCGGCUGCAGGCGGCCCUGGAGGCGGAGGAGGCCCGGCGGGGGCCCGGCGCGGCCGGCGGGGACCCGGCCCCCGACGGACACUAUGGCAUCGACAACAACGCCCACCCCAGCGAGCCGCCGGGCUUCCAGCCCUACGAGCACGGCGGCGCCAAGCCGGACAGCGAGUCCGGCUACGAGAGGAGACCCCUGGACCCAGAGCACCCGGCCCUGCACCAAGAGAUGAAGACGGACGCGAAGCAGGACGAGCCCGCGCCCGCCUACAGCCUGCCGCCCCCCAGCUACACCGCCCCCGCCUACAACAUCCCCCCGCCGCCCACCUACAACGCGCCCCCGGCCGGCUACGGCGCGCCCCCGGCCGGCUACAGCGCCCCGGCGCCAGGCUACAGCGCGCCGCCCGCCGGCUACAGCGCCCCAGCACCCGGUUACAGCGCGCCGCCGGCCGGGUACAGCGCCCCGGCCCCAACCUACAGCGCACCGCCGGCCGGCUACAGCGCCCCAGCGCCCGGCUACAGCGCGCCGCCGGCCGGCUACAGCACCCCCGUCCCGGCGUACAACGCGCCGCCGGCCGGCUACAGCGCCCCGGAGCCGUCGCGGCCGCAGCCGCAGCCCCGCAAGCGGCCGUACGAGGAGCCGCGGGGCCGGGGCUACUACGAGCACCGCGAGGACAAGAGGGGCCGCUCGCCGCAGCCGCCGGCCGAGGACGACGAGGAGGACUUCGACGACACGCUCGUGGCCGUCGACACCUACAACUGCGACCUGCACUUCAAGGUGGCGCGGGACCGGUACAGCGGCUACCCGCUGACCAUCGAGGGCUUCGCCUACCUCUGGUCGGGCGCCCGGGCCACCUACGGCGCGCGCCAGGGCCGCGUCUGCUACGAGAUGAAGGUGAACGAGGAGAUCUCGGUGAAGCACCUGCCCUCCACGGAGCCCGACCCCCACGUGGUGCGCGUCGGCUGGUCCCUCGACUCCUGCAGCACCCAGCUGGGCGAGGAGCCCUUCUCCUACGGCUACGGCGGCACCGGCAAGAAAUCCACCAACUGCAAGUUCGAGAACUACGGCGAGGCGUUCGCCGAGAACGACGUCAUCGCCUGCCUCGUCGACUUUGAGUGCGGCGAGGAGGUGGAGAUGUCCUUCAUGAAGAACGGCAAGUGGCUGGGCGUGGCGUACCGGGUGCGCAAGGAGCUGCUGGGCGGCCAGGCGCUCUUCCCCCACGUCCUGGUGAAGAACUGCGCCAUCGAGUUCAACUUCGGCCAGCGCCAGGACACCUACUUCUCCGUGCCGCCCGGCUUCACCUUCAUCCAGCACCUGCCGCUGGCGGAGCGCGUCCGCGGCGCCGUGGGGCCCAAGAGCAAGGCCGAGUGCGAGAUCCUGAUGAUGGUGGGCCUGCCCGCGGCCGGCAAGACGACGUGGGCCAUCAAGCACGCGGCCGCCAACCCCUCCAAGAAGUACAACAUCCUGGGCACCAACGCCAUCAUGGACAAGAUGAGGGUGAUGGGGCUGCGGCGGCAGCGCAACUACGCGGGCCGCUGGGACGUGCUCAUUCAGCAGGCGACGCAGUGCCUCAACCGCCUCAUCCAGAUCGCCGCCCGCAAGAAGCGCAACUACAUCCUGGACCAGACAAAUGUUUAUGGAUCUGCCCAGAGACGAAAAAUGCGUCCUUUUGAAGGUUUCCAGCGCAAGGCCAUCGUCAUCUGCCCCACGGACGAGGACCUCAAAGACCGCACCGUCAAGCGCACCGACGAGGAGGGCAAGGACGUGCCGGACCACGCCGUGCUGGAGAUGAAAGCCAACUUCACGCUGCCGGAGGCCGGCGACUUCCUGGACGCGGUGCUCUUCGUGGAGCUGCAGCGGGACGAGGCCGACCGGCUGGUGAAGCAGUACAACGAGGAGGGCCGCCGCGCCGGGCCCCCCCCCGAGAAGCGCUUCGACGGCCGCGGCGGCGCCGGCGCCGGCGGCUUCCGGGGCCGCGGCGGCUUCCCCCGCUUCGACGGCCGCGGGGGCGGCGGGGGCGGCGGCCCCCCCGGCGGCACCCGCGGCGGCUUCCAGGGCCGUGGCGGCGGCGGCGGCUUCCGCGGCGGCACCGGCACCGGGGCCAACAGCGGCGGCGGCGGCGGAGGUUUCAGCCGAGGCAGCUACACCCAGAACCGCUGGGGCAGCAACACCCGCGACAACAACUCCAGCAACCGGGGCAGCUACAGCCGCAACACCCAGCAGCAGAGCAGCUACAGCCCGGCGCGCACCCAGAGCGCCUACAAGCCCAGCGGCAGCACCCCCCCCACCAGCAGCAGCGCGCCCAGCACCUACAGCCAGGGGCAGCAGCCCAGCUACAGCCAGCCCUACACCCAGGGCGGCUACACCCAGGGCGGCUACACCCCCAGCUACAACUACGGCAGUUACAGCGGUUACAGCCAAAGCUACCCCCAGCCUCCCCCCCCCACGGGGCAGACCUACAAUCAGCAGAACUACAACCAGUACCAACAGCCGCCCCCCCCGUCCCAGUACGCCCAGUGGAGCCAGUACUACCAGCCGCCGAGCCAGUGGCCGCCCUACUACAGCAGCUACGACUACAGCAGCUACGCGGGCAGCUCGCACGGGGGGGCCAGCGCCCAGUGACCCCCCCGCCCUCCCCCCCGCCCUGUUUUUAUUUCCCGCCCGCGCGAGGCCCCGAAAACCGCCGCCCCCCCCGCCGCCCCCGGCCCUUUUACCCAACCCCUGCUCUCCGGGGGCUUUUUUUUGUUUUCUCUUUUUUUUUAAAUAUUUUCUGUACCUUUUUACCGUGGGUCCGCAGCUGCUCGUGUCCGGCGCCGUGCCGCCCCUCUGCUCCGCGCGGGGGGGCGAAAUAAAACCACAAAAAAAGACGAAAAAGGACGGAACCCCCGUAACCGCGUACCUUUUUAUACGAUGUCCGACGGUCCUGUCACUUUGCACAUGCUGUGUGUCGAGUUGAACUGUAACGGCUUUUUUUGUAUUUGGAGAAAGAGUGAUAUUGAACUUUC